AUGAUGAUGCGAGCUGCAGCCCAGCUCCCGGCCAAUUCAGUGGGCUGCAUGGCAACUGAUUGGGCGCUGCCAGUAGGCAUCCUGGAUGAUGCUUCCUGCAUCAGUUGCACAGCCCCCACAUUCCACCCUUUUCAAACCGUCAACUUCCACAUCCCAGCUGCAUCCCAAUCAGAAGCACCCAAGCAAAUGGUGCCUCGGCCGUUUGCUCGCUUGGCUGCCACAUCUUCACUCAGUACCCGUGUCGCAUCUUUGCACCGAAUCCGGCAAAGUCGGCAUACCCAAAGGGAUUUGUUGCCGUGCUGCAGUAGAACAGCCGUGGCCAGCAGGUGCAGCGAGAGGUGUGGGUUUCUGUCGACUGAUCAGGCGCAACUUCGUCUGAAUAUGCAGGUGCUUGAUUGUGAAGCGAUGUUGUACUUUCAGCAUUUUAUUCAGUGGCUUUCAGCAAGGCCUGGGUGUGCAGGCUGUGCCUGCCAAGGCGUGAUGGACAUUGGUUCUUGUGCACCUGUGGUUGCAAGGCUUUCGCUGACAACACGCGGCAGAGCAUGUGCAACAGACGUCCGCCAGCAAAUCAAUCGCAGAUCGCAGAUCCAUCAUGACACGGUUGCUGCAAGGCUUUCGCCGACAACUCGUGGCAGAGCAUGUGCAACAGACAGAGGUCUGCCAGCAAUGAAACGCAGAUCGCAGAUCCAUGACACGGUUAGCGCACAGAUUUGUAUCAUGUGCUAUGACAGCUUCGGAAGCCAGCCAGUCAGCGGAAACGGUCUUUGCUGCCAGCAGUUGAAAGCGCUGGGCAGGCCUGCCACGUCUGCUCGUGAUUUGCUAGUUGUGCUAGCUUUAGGGGAGGUGCUUGGCACACAAACAUGUUGCCUGCGAUCGCAACCCGCGAGACUUGUGCUUGUGGGGAGCUGUAGGGCUUGGAGAGCGGGCCGUUGCUUCGCGGGACAGGUGGUUGUGGCGACAUUCUCUCCUGCACACGCUGUCAGCUUGGCUCCGCCAACUGAACGAGCCCCGCUAGCCACACCAGCCAUGCUGCUAACAAGCCCUGCCCUCUCAAGGCCAUUCCAGAGCCCAGACGAUGCCAUGAGGCCGUUUCCGAGAUCAGGCGCAGUCCCGAAUCCAGCCAAUUGGAUUUCGGUUCUUCUCUUCUUGUUCCGUGUGGCAAGCUGA
Molecule: messenger RNA, 1167 nt
Organism: Effrenium voratum
Lineage: Eukaryota; Dinophyceae; Suessiales; Symbiodiniaceae
Source: the annotation of a GenBank genome assembly